Prorocentrum cordatum is the source of this 2359-nucleotide messenger RNA. NCBI's taxonomy places the organism in Eukaryota, Dinophyceae, Prorocentrales, Prorocentraceae. The record is from the annotation of a GenBank genome assembly.
AGGCAGGAGGGCUCAAAGCUUGUGCAAGGGAGUUCUUCGCUUUUCAUGCAUGGCGAACGCAGUGUCGGAAGAUGCCGAGAAGCCUGUCACAGUGGUUGACAGUGCGGAGACUUCGAUCGGGAUUCUCUCUUGGAUGGCAUGCUCAAUUGGCAUGCUGCUGUGCAACAAGAACGCGAUUCAUGCCUUCCCCGUGCCGUGCACCCUUGUUGGCAUUCAAUUUCUAUUCACCGCACUCGUAAUGGUCGUGGUUGCUGGGAAAUCCAUCCACGUGGGAUCCAGGAAAGAUGUGCUCCGUUGGUGCCGUGUAAUUCCCUUCUUCUCUGGUAUGAUUCUGAGCUCGAUUCUGGCCUUGAAGGAUGCGCCAAUGACGCUUGUUAUCACUAUGCGGGCGCUAUCUCCGAUAACGUCCCUUCCUAUAGAGAUGUGCUUUCCAAAUCCCAUUAAACUGUCUGGUCCAAUGAUACUUUCCUUGGUGGCUAGCCUAGUCGGGAUGGGCAUCUACAUCUCCACAAUGGAUUUUAAUGCGGGAAACCUGGGAGGCAUUGGAUGGACAUUGGCGAAUAACUUAUUCGCUGUCGUUGACCGGCUUUUGCAACGGCUAAUGUUAGCAAAUGACCAAGACCCAGUUGAUAUGUCAAAGACAGGGGUCACGCUCUUGAACAAUAUUUUGGGAGUCAUACCGCUAGUGCUCGCUGGUCUGUUCGCGGGCGAGUUCUCUGCAGUGCCGGAGGCUGUUGGAAACCUGGAUUCAGUCAAGCUCUUCUGGGUGAUCAGCAGUUGCUUUGUCGGAGCUGGUAUAAGCUACACUGGCGUAUGGGUAGCCUCGCUCAUCAGUGCCACGAGUUUCCUCGUGCUUAUUAAUGCCAACAAAUUCUUCAUCAUUUUCCUGGAGGUGUUUGUCAUGAAGUCAAAAGAGCUCUCCACCAUGCAGAUAAUUGGAGCCACCAUUUCAAUACUGGCGGGCAUCGCGUAUGGGAAGGCGCGAGAUGCAGUUCAGGCUGCCGAGAAGGAAGAGGUCACGGACGAUACCGAGACGGGUUCAGGUGACACAGCCAAUACAGGCGAAUCAGUACCAUUGAAGGAUGACCGUUAACGCGCAGUAUCCGUUGUGUCUCUGGCCUGUCCCGAUGGCAGGGGCAGUAGGGAGGGGAAAGCACCGGCGUUGAGCAGAGCUUUGAAUUCGUUAAUGCCCUCGCUCUGGGCUAGUGUAGUGGGGCUGCUGGCGCUUUCGCGCCUGCUGAAGGUAGAGACUGAAGCGCAAGCUGUAGCGUAAUGUUUUGAGACUUGUCUUCACAACCCGCUCCUUUCUAUCCGAUGUAUGCGACCCCUCUUCCAUUCUUGCCCAAGUGCAAGCAAGCUGGCUCACAGCGCCUAUCCUUUCAUGCCAUGCUCUUCCAAAUAGGGACACGAUGGUUUCUGAGCCGACGCUGCAUGCCUCCCUCCAUUUGUUCUCCCGCAUCCUCCAUUUCCCCCCCCAUUCCUCAUUCUCCUGCUCCUCCUGUCUUUCUCCUUGCCCUCCCCUCCUGCAGAGGCGUGCUCUGUAUUUGCAGUGCAACACUAUGCAUCGCUCACACAUUCUGGAGCCAGGCUGGCUUCGGAAGACAGGCAGCAGCGAGAGACGUCGCAACGAGACUAAAUCUUCACACCUUACAUUCUGCCUCGGGCCUCACUUGUUUCUUCAUCAGGUUCGUCGAUUCACGAAAGGCUCAUUUUCAUCUCUUCGUCGGAUGGACAGAAGCGGAUCUUUUAUGACUGCCUUGUUUUUCGUUGCUUUCGUCAUGAAUGACAAGCCGUCCUUGAUUGUCUCUCCGAAGCGCUGGACAAUGCAGUGGCACAACUCGUUGUACACGUCCUGGUGCUCCUGAAGGCGGCGGUCCUUGGCGGACCUGAGGAUCUUUCCCACGAUAACCUGCUCGGACGAGAGUGCAAUGCCACUGUUUGGGGCCUUGCCUGGCAUCAUGGUAGCGUGCCAGUAGCUGGGCUCCUCAUUGGCCAGCUUGUCGACAGCCUCAUUCGCGGUCUCUGGCUUCACGGGGCUGUACUCGACCGGCUCGAUUAGGGCGUUGAUUGUUUUCUUAGCCGUCUUGGGCACACCUCCGAACACCGCAGUAUCCUUCAACUCCACGUAGUCACCGAACAUGUGCUCGAGCUCAUUCAUGAUGAGGUUUGCCUCGUCGAUUUGGGCUGCUGGUCCGUUCACCUGCACACGCCAGACAGUGAGCGUCACGGUCCGGGCAGCUGCCGGCACCUCGUUCCACCUUGAAGUGCACCAUGGUUGCUGCGGACGAUCUGGCUUGCUCGAGCCUGGUGGGCUGCAAAAAGAUUCACACAUGAUGGACGGCAAGGAACUCAACACGGC